AUGAAAGGCUAUGACAAAUACCUGCCCAGGCAGAUGGAGCAAGUGCCAGCCAGCUUGAGAAGGCAGUGUGCUAGCAGUGUCUGCCCUGAGAUGAUGAGGCUGUACAUUCCCUACCUCACCUGCUGGCGCAGCACCGCCUCUGGGACCUCCGGCUGCUCCCAGGCUAGUGGGGCCGGGGCGACCCGGGCUGCAGCCGCUUGGGGUGCCCCGGCGGCUGGGGAAUGGGAAGAUGUGAGCCCGGCCGCCCGGGGCCCUGCUGGAGCUCCGCCGGGACGCUCGGAGCGCCUGCCCCGGCCCGCAACGCUUUUCUUCCUGCGCAUCGGCAAGCUGGCCGAGGGCAGAAAUAGGGAUAUGAAACAUCUUCUACUGAUUUUCGACUCUUGGCGGCAGCUGCCAUAUUCCUCGAGAGUCACUGAGUCCCAGACAAGAUACUCCAAGCUCAACACAUUUGUAAUAGACGACGGCUUUUUUUUUUUUUCUUUCCAGAAAAGAGCUCCUCACCACCGGGCCCGGAACCAGCUCCUUCCCCGAGACCGCGUUCCCGCCUUAGGGCAAGUUCUUCCCUUCGAGAUCCGAGCCUUGCGCCCGGACGCUGAGGCUGUGGUGUGGGUUCUUUUCAGGAUAGUUUUUGCGUUCGGGGUGCCCGGAGCCCAGUCCUGAGGCCCCGCUGUGACUUUCCAUUGUUGGCGCCGCCCGCGCCGGCGGGCGGCCGGGGCUGAGUCAUUCCGAAUUCUUCUCUUUACGUUUUCUCUCCGCGAGCGCGGGGAUGGCUGCUCUAAGAGUCAUCUUCCUUGCUCAGACAAAAGAAAUCUAGCCUUUGAUGGUUCUGAUUCACGAGUCCGCUAAAAUAUGAGUCAAACUCCAGUUUCCUGAGAGCUGGAAAUAUCUGCUCCGCCCCACCCUAACGGGGAGCGCCCACAGUUCCCGUUUCGCCACCCAGUGGCUCAAAUCUGGAGCACUUCUUUGGUGUCCAGGCAAACCGAUCCGCGCGCCGCUAAGUGGUUUUCAGGGCAGUGAAACUGCAGCGGAGUCCAAGCUUCUGAAGAGAGGUGCGUGUAUGUGUGUGUGUAUGCUUUUAAUAAUCAGUUCUUUAAAACUAUGAAAUUGUUAGAGUGAAAAUGAUGGACCUUAUCCCGGGAUAGGGAGCGAAGAAGAUUCCUGAACUGAACGGCAGCCUCCGCGGUAUCCUGUUUUAUUUUUGGCAAGUGAAUAUGGGUCGUUUGGCAAGGCCUGUGGCUGACAGGAAUAUCAACAAGGGCCACUUUGUAGGCCACAGAAGCCACUUUACGCCCAGGGUGAGGUGUAA
Molecule: messenger RNA, 1306 nt
Organism: Odocoileus virginianus texanus
Lineage: Eukaryota; Metazoa; Chordata; Mammalia; Artiodactyla; Cervidae
Source: RefSeq, a predicted model, not a curated record